Molecule: messenger RNA, 486 nt
Organism: Paraglomus occultum
Lineage: Eukaryota; Fungi; Glomeromycota; Glomeromycetes; Paraglomerales; Paraglomeraceae
Source: the annotation of a GenBank genome assembly
AUGCUAAAUACUUCUACUGCGAGACUUGAUGAGAUUGAACAAGUUCUUCAAAACUACCAUAACAAUUUUGGUAGAGUCGCAACCGAAUUCGAAUCAAUCAAUAGAUCUAUCACAAUUCUCCAAACCGAAGUUAAUCAACGACACUUCCUUGUCCAAAGUACUAAUAGGAGAGGAUCGGACCAGCAAAUCGAGGCUUUAUCGUCUUCUGCUCGUUUAUUAAAUUCCUCAACCUCAAGCCAAAAAUUCGCGAAUAUUAUUUCUACAAUCCGGGAACAGUUAAAGGCUAUCUUUGCUAGAGUUAUGGAUGCGGGUGGUUAUACUUUAGAUCAGAUGUGUAAUGUUGUAUCGGCUGAUGUUCUUAGGCUUGGGAUGGGAGCAAUUGGAAAAGAUACAAUAAAGGGUUUUCACAAUGGGAAUAGCAUAAAAAGCGAAAACUUAGAAGAGAUAGGUGCUUGGAUAGAUAGUCUUUUACACACUACUGAGUAG